AUGCGCUGCGCCAUGAGCAGCAGCAGCAGCAGCACCAGCACUAGCAGCAGCGGCCUGCUCACGGUGCGCGCCUCCGCAGCCGCCAUGCACGCCCUCCAUUCGGGAUCGCUGUCUGUGUCGUCGACGCUUCCGACAAGCCUGACCGCCCUUCGCACGAUGCGCGGCGCCGCUACCAUUGUAGUCCCGGUGCGCGCCUCGUUCUUCGCCGGAGCCGCGGUCUCGCCGAUGGCGACAGCGUGCUCGUCGCUCUUCGCUGCGCAGCGCUGCUACGGCGUCGCCAGAGCCACCCGCGUUGCGCGCUCCCCAAAGAAGAGCAGCGAAGGCAGCGGUCAGCUGCAGGGCGUCAACAACCUCGAGCGGUACAAGGGAGAGGAAGAGGAGGAGCAGAAGGAUGGCGGUGGCAACGAGCAGGAGAACCCGUUCAACAUGAACUCCGGCCCGGGCUACCUGCCCUUUCCCCCACCAUUUCAUACCAUCAACAUCGUCAUGAUCCUCUUCCUCGCCAACGUGAUGUGCUACCUGAUCAUGAACCUCGGCAGCGACGACUGGCGCGACUUCGUGGUCGAGCACUGCACUCUCUCACACGAGAACUGGGCACGCAUCUACCCCCUCUUCACGAACGCCUUCUAUCAAGAGAACAUCCUCCAACUGCUCAUUGACUGCUGGCUGCUCUGGCAAUUUGGCGACACGAUGCUGGGCUUCCUCGGCAACACGCGCAUGACCUUCUUCGCGCUGCUCUGCACGCUCGGCGGCAGCGUCAUCCAUGUGGCGCGGCAGAAAUUUGAGCUGUACUAUGGCAUGGACGAGCUGGAGGUGCGUGGGCGCUGCUACGGGCCGAACCCGUUCAUCAUGGGUCUCGUGGCGAUCGAGGGGCUCAUUUUCCGUCACCUGAACUUCAUUCAGCAGCCGCCGAUCCCCUUCCUCGUGCUGACGGCGUUCGUUAUGGUGAUCGACGUCUGGCGCAUCUUCACAACGAAGCCGGAGGAGCACGGCGCGGCCACCGGCGGCGCCCUCAUGGCGUACCUCUUCUGGGCCCUGCCGACCCGCAUGCUGGGUCUCGACAAGCUCACGGCCACGCUUUAA
Leishmania mexicana MHOM/GT/2001/U1103 is the source of this 1083-nucleotide messenger RNA. Its product is annotated as putative serine peptidase, Clan S-, family S54. The transcript has a single exon. Gene Ontology annotation, cellular component: membrane. The coding region runs from base 1 to 1083 and encodes 360 amino acids. The record is from RefSeq and is a predicted model, not a curated record. NCBI's taxonomy places the organism in Eukaryota, Euglenozoa, Kinetoplastea, Trypanosomatida, Trypanosomatidae. Gene Ontology annotation, molecular function: serine-type endopeptidase activity.